AUGGUACCCACCACAGCCACCGCCACCAUGUGUCCCUCUCCUCCUCUCCCAACAAUGUCUCCGUUACUCAGAACAAGUCACCAAUGUCAACCAUCUUCCAUAAAGCUUGGCACCACUCUGUUUCCCGGUGAGGUCACGGUGGAUAGAGCGGCUGAGAGCUCCGUGAUGAUCAAGCCAGAGAAAUGGGGAUCUCAGUUAGAGAAGAGGAGGAAGAAGAGGAGGAGAAGACGAGCAGGUUUGGAUCCUGAAGAAGAGGAGAAUGUUGUCACAGAAGUUGAAACAGAACCAAAAGCAGUUAAUGUUCCCUCACGGUCUGGUUUCUUGAGUCGUUUAGAAGAGGUUCAGCUUUGCUUGUAUCUCAAGGAAGGAGCAAAACUUGAGAAUCUAGGAACAAGUGUUGAAGAGAAUGAGAUGGUAUCAAUGUUGAAGAAGAGGCGUAGUAGUGCUAACGAAAUAUUAUGUAGAAGAAGAGAAGCGAGAGAAAAGAUUACUCGUUGUUACAGGAGACUAGUUGUGUCUAUUGCAACAGGGUACCAAGGGAAAGGAUUGAAUCUACAAGACCUGAUUCAAGAAGGAAGCAUAGGGCUUCUUAAAGGAGCUGAGAGGUUUGACCCUGAACGUGGCUACAAACUAUCAACUUAUGUCUACUGGUGGAUCAAACAAGCCAUCCUAAAGGCUAUAGCUCACAAGUCUAGAUUAGUCAAAUUGCCGGGAAGCAUGUGGGAGUUGACUGCCAAAGUUGCAGAAGCUAGUAGUGUCUUGAACAGAAAGCUAAAACGGAUACCAAGUAGUGAAGAGAUUGCAGAUCAUCUCAAUAUCCAUGUAUCAGCGGUUAGACUUGCUGUGGAUAGGAGCAGAUCCCCUGUUUCGUUGGACAGAGUGGUGUCUCAUAACGGCCGCAUGACAUUGCAGGAGAUUGUAUGUGGACCAGAUGAAACAAGGCCAGAGGAGAUGGUGAGAAAGGAGCACAUGAAGCAUGAGAUUAAGCAGCUUUUGGGAACUCUUACCGCUAGAGAGUCUCGAGUAUUGGGACUCUACUUUGGACUAAACGGAGAGACUCCUAUGUCAUUUGAAGAGAUAGGUAAGACGUUGAAGCUUUCAAGAGAGAGGGUGAGGCAAAUCAAUGGCAUUGCCUUAACCAAGCUAAGAAGUGUACAUAAUGUGAAUGAUCUCAAUAUAUACUAUUCCUCUAGUGAAUGA
Molecule: messenger RNA, 1200 nt
Organism: Eruca vesicaria subsp. sativa (arugula)
Lineage: Eukaryota; Viridiplantae; Streptophyta; Magnoliopsida; Brassicales; Brassicaceae
Source: the annotation of a GenBank genome assembly